Paramormyrops kingsleyae is the source of this 3009-nucleotide messenger RNA. RefSeq names its product RAC-beta serine/threonine-protein kinase. Gene Ontology annotation, molecular function: protein serine/threonine kinase activity; ATP binding. The record is from RefSeq and is a predicted model, not a curated record. Gene Ontology annotation, biological process: protein phosphorylation. Lineage: Eukaryota; Metazoa; Chordata; Actinopteri; Osteoglossiformes; Mormyridae.
ACCAGCGCCAUUUGCGUAACGAGCCUCCGCAGCCGGAGCUCGGUUUGUGGACCUCUCCCGCAGGCGCGCGUGCACUUGGCGCUGAGUCUCUGUUCGGAUCCAGACUGGUAGUGCGCGCGCGGCAGCACCGGGGAGGCGGUGUGUGCGUCACUUCCGCCCAGGGACUCGUGCGGAGUUCCUUUUUUUCUCUCUCUUUUUCUUGUUUGAUGUCGUUCACUGGACGAGGCCUGGUGGUGAUUACGGCUGGGGCAGCCCGGGACAAGGGGGGGGUCGAAGCAGCACAGCCGGGGAGGGAAGGAGACAGAGCGGAAAGCGAGGAGCGGCGCGCCCGUGGAUGUUGUGAUUCGGCCUCUGCAGCAACCUCGGCCGGACGUGAAGAGGAGUGAAGGAAAGCCCCGAGGUUCCCAGGUGUCGUCACGCCCUGUCCGUGCUAAAGCUCUCCUUGACGUGCGCCCCCCCUCCACCCUGCCACGACAUCGCCGCCCCCAUUAACCUCCCCCACCCCCUCCCCCAGCGCCGCCCCCUGACACUCCCUGCCCAAGCAUGAACGACGUUACCGUGGUGAGAGAAGGGUGGCUUCAUAAGCGAGGUGAGUACAUCAAGACAUGGAGGCCACGGUACUUCAUCCUGAAGAGCGAUGGCUCCUUCAUUGGCUACAAGGAGCGGCCGGAGACGUCGGACCACAGUCUCCCCCCUCUCAACAACUUCUCGGUGGCAGAGUGCCAGCUGAUGAAGACAGAGAGGCCCAAACCGAACACCUUCGUGAUCCGGUGCCUGCAGUGGACCACGGUCAUCGAGCGCACCUUCCAUGUGGAGAGCAAUGAGGAGCGGGAAGAGUGGAUGAAGGCCAUCCAGACCGUGGCCAACGGCCUGAAGAUGCGUGAGGAGGACGAAGCCAUGGACUUCCGCUUUAGCAGCGACAGCAGCGGCAUGGAGGAGAUGGAAGUGACCAUGUCCAAGUCACGCAGCAAAGUGACCAUGAAUGACUUUGACUACCUGAAGCUGCUGGGUAAGGGCACCUUCGGGAAGGUGAUCCUGGUGAAGGAGAAGGCCACAGGUGUGUACUACGCCAUGAAGAUCCUGCGCAAGGAAGUCAUCAUCGCCAAGGAUGAAGUGGCACACACCGUGACUGAGAGCCGGGUGUUGCAGAAUACCAGGCAUCCCUUCCUCACUACACUAAAGUACGCCUUUCAGACCCAUGAUCGCCUCUGCUUUGUGAUGGAGUACGCCAAUGGAGGAGAGUUGUUCUUUCACCUUUCCCGGGAGCGCGUCUUCACCGAGGACCGGGCACGAUUCUACGGCGCCGAGAUCGUGUCCGCGCUGGAGUACCUGCACUCUCGAGACGUGGUCUACAGGGAUCUCAAGCUGGAGAACCUCAUGCUAGACAAGGAUGGCCACAUCAAGAUUACGGACUUCGGCCUGUGCAAGGAAGGCAUCACCGACGGGGCCACCAUGAAAACCUUCUGCGGCACCCCCGAGUACCUGGCCCCCGAGGUGCUGGAGGACAAUGACUACGGCCGGGCAGUGGACUGGUGGGGGCUGGGUGUGGUCAUGUACGAGAUGAUGUGCGGCCGGCUGCCCUUCUACAACCAGGACCACGAGCGGCUAUUCGAACUCAUCCUCAUGGAGGAGAUCCGCUUCCCUAGGAACCUGUCUCCUGAGGCCAAGGCGCUUCUGGCCGGGCUGCUCAAAAAGGACCCCAAGCAGAGGCUUGGAGGCGGGACUGACGACGCUAAGGAAGUGAUGACCCACAGAUUCUUCAGCUCCAUCAACUGGCAGGAUGUCCUCCAGAAGAAGCUGACCCCGCCCUUCAAGCCCCAGGUGACGUCGGAGACGGACACGCGUUACUUUGACGAUGAGUUCACCGCACAGACCAUCACGCUCACACCCCCGGACAAGUAUGAUAGCCUGGACUGCGAGGAGUCGGACCACUUCCCGCAGUUCUCGUACUCAGCCAGCAUACGCGAGUGAUGGCACCCCGGCUCCGCCUCUCGCUCCCUCGCACGCGCAGUCGCACGCGCAGUCGCACGCGCACACACAGCCGCAGGCCCCGACCUCAGGAGCAACACGUGCCUUCGUCGCCGCCGGCCUUCUCCGGUCCACCAGCACCCGACACGCUCAACACGAAACGACCCGCCGCGUCCUCACCAUCUUUCAAGAAGCAAAUUUUUCGGAAAGAAAGUAUUUUAAACCUUAUCUGUUUUCACUCAUUGACAUGGUUUUAAAAGCCAUAUUUACAUUUUUUUUUUCUUCCUAAAGGUGCUCUUUGUAGAACUGUUACGAUACUUUGGACCCAGUGCUGAUGGUCUGUGUCAACUGUGGACAGAUUAGAACAGAUUGGCCCUUAAAUAAAUAAACCACACAAACUGAAGCCCCGGAUUUAACCUGGAGACUGGAAAUAAUUGUAGAUAUUUUUCUUGGGGGCUGGGAGGGAGCUGUCCAUCUGUCGGGCUGCUGGCACCUGGGCAAAAAAAAGGACAAUGCCGAUUCAUCCAGACUCAUUUCAGCCAUUUUGAAUGUAAAAGAAUCUCAAGUGUUGUUUUUUUUUGGCCCUUAGACGGUUGCUGUUACCAUGGAAUGUUCCAGAACUCACUUCACAGUUAUGAACAUUGUGCAUAUCAUAUUAUUAUUAUUUUGUCUUGUUGAAGCAGUAUGUGGAGAGAUGUGUAAUAUCACCUGGGGCUUGACAGUAGCGUGUAGACUCACACUUCUGACCGUUUUGAUUAUAAACAAGCCAUAUGCUUCACUCUCUGGGGGGGGGGGGUCACACCUGUGUGCCCCCACGGUGCUGCUCCUGUGUUGUCCAGGACGAGGCAGGACCUCCGGCUUAUUGUAAACAUCACAAUGACAGUUUGGUUUUCUUGUUGCCUUUUAAAAUAUUUCAAUGCUUUGUAACUUUUAUAAAUUUAGGUCCCCCCCCCCUCAUAGUCCUUUGUAUCCCUUGAUACUUUGGAAGGUAAUGCUCAAAAAAAAUUUAUAAAUGUAUAUUAAAAACUUUUGUUGUGUUGA